AUGAUUCUUUUCCGUCGGCUAAAAGAAGAAAGUAGAAGAGCUUCGUCGGGUAUUGGCCGUGAACUAGUGAAACAAUUGACUCGUCUUUCACCAUCUACACGUCUCAUUCUAUCAGCAAGACGAGAAGCAGAAUUGCAAACACUUGCCGAUGAACUUCAUCUUGAUGUCGAUCAUUGUCUUGUUUUACCACUUGAUCUUGAAUUACAAUACGAUUGUUUUAAAUCCAAAGUCGAUCUUGUUAUUGAACGGUUCGGUCAAAUUGAUGUCUUAAUCAAUAAUGCUGGUAUAUCACAACGAAGUUUUAUUCGAGAUACUCUAUACAGAGUUGAUGCACGAUUAAUGAAUAUUAAUUUUUUGGGUACAAUUACAUUGAGUAAAACAGUUCUACAGCAUUUCAUCGAACGUCAAAAAGGGCAUUUUGUUGUUGUAACAUCAGCAGCGGGUUAUGUUGGUACAUCAUUACGUUCAUCAUAUGCAGCUUCUAAACAUGCUUUACAUGGUUUUUUUGAUGCUCUUCGAUUAGAACAUGUUCGUGAUCAUAUCGAUGUUACCAUUGUUUGUCCUGGUUUUAUUCGAACAGCAAUAUCACAAAAUGCUUUGGAUGGUUCUGGAUUACCAUAUGGAAAAAUGGAUCCAAAAACUGAUAAAGGAACUGAUCCAACGAAAUGUGCAUAUGAUAUACUUUGUGGUGUUGCUAAUAGAGAACAUGAAAUUUAUGUUGGAUAUUUGGCAUCAGUUAUUAUUUACCUUCGUCGAUUUAUCCCUCGAUUACUUUAUCAUAUACUUUCACAUAUGAAAUCAACUUGA
This is a messenger RNA of Rotaria sp. Silwood2, 807 nucleotides long. Lineage: Eukaryota; Metazoa; Rotifera; Eurotatoria; Philodinida; Philodinidae. The record is from the annotation of a GenBank genome assembly.